UUCAUAUGACGAACUAGACGUUUUUAGCGUUCGUUGUAUUCUGGUCUGUGUAAAUCAGUAGCUGCUCCAGUGCCGUCUCGUGACUCGCAUCUUCACGCGCGUGCUGACACCCUCAGCAUCCCACCUUGUCACGCGCUUGUGGAACGCCAGACGCAUCUGUCACUAUUGGAUUAAGUUAUGUAUUUGAAACUAUGGAGCUGCCAAAGAGCGAAGAUUCCUCAAAAGAUCGAAAGAAUUCAAUCAAGACUGCAGCAUAUGUCCAUGGUAAAAUCAAAGAAGGACAUACAUCUCACAGUGAUCCAAAUAAAGAAUUUGUAAAUAUGCACAAUACAGUUGAAAGCCAACGCUCACUACCGGGAAUUUGUGACACUCUUUGCCAGGAUGGAACUGUCUGCAGCUCUGUCAAAAAGAGCAAAACCUAUGACUGUGGAAGGAGAAUGGGGUUACAGCAAGCUGAGAAGUCUGGAAACAAAGAUGGGACUAACAGGCGCCAUCGUCAUAAACUCGUGACCAGUGUCAGCUUUUCAGGAUUUGAGUCACCUCUACGGUUGCUUUGUGAGAAUCCGGACACGUCUGGCAGCAGUCAUGAAAUCAUCGAUUACCGUAAUUUAACACCCCAAGUUCCCUUUGUGCCCUGCAUAGCAAAAUCCAUUCCUAAAAAGAGGAUCUCCCUAAGGAGACCUAGGAAGGCCAUUAAAGACUUGUUCGGUCAAAAAAGAAACAAAUAUGAGACAGCUUCAUCACUAAGUACACAGGGUCGUGAUGGAGGUGAAAAUGUUCCAACAUCGAAAAGGAUAAAGAAGUCUUCAAGAGACAAAGAACAGACCUCUGCAAGAAACCGGUAUAUCAAAAACAGCGAGACUUUUUCGGAUGCCUCGAGUGAAUGUUGUCCUAAUGUUUUUGAGGAUGUCGCCUCAUUAAAAAGCUUUGGAUCUCAGUCUGGUUGUGGAGAGAUAUUUGCUGAUGAAGAAUGCAUUGUGUCGCCUGAUGGGGACCUCAACCCCUUGAAUCACAAAGAGGCUGGUGAAUCUCAGAAACUAAGCCCUGCUACGACAGGCUUCCAGGGAGGUAAAGAGUGCCUGGCCUCUCCAGCUCAGUCUGAGGUCCUGGACAUGUUUGGAAUGUGGGAAGCUCUAAACAAAACAAAACACUUUAGGCAAAGUUCAAGAACAUCAGGGAAUACAAGAGAGAUCAAAACACCAUUAGCCAAAUCCCCUUCCAUGACCAAAUCUGAAAAUUUAACAGCAAAUUCACCCAUACUGGAGUCACACAUCAAGGAGCUUAAUACUGAUGUGAUGUCACUAAAAAGUGACAACCAAGAGAAUACAAGUGACGAGGGCUACUGUGAUUAUGUUUCUCCUGGUUCUGAGGACCACAGCAAGACUUCUCUUACUCCAGUGCUGUCCAACAAGUUCCCUAGGGACACUUACAGUGGAGAUGCUCUUUAUGAGCUAUUUUGUGACCCUAGUGAAGCAGAGAUGACCCCCAUCUUUGACGAUGAGCUGGAUCUAACAGACACCAUUAUUGGCCAAUGCAGCGACCUUCCGUUAUCCAUGUACAGCUUCCAUGUCGGGGCAGAGGAAAAUAUUGCACCACCUCUGGCUAGGGAUUUAAUUGGUCAAGAGUUCUUGCAGAGUAAAUGGAUGGGGAAGGAUUGUUUACUAAAGCUUUGCGACACAGAGAUCUCUCUAACUAUGGGUAUAGUUAACUGGCUAAAACAUAAGACAGACAAAAGCAACCCAAAGUCUUUAUGUACGAACAGGGAAGAACCUAGAGAUGUAUAUAUGAAAUACAAAACCCACUCAGUAGGGGUUAGAAAACCCCCAAGAGGAGCCCCUUCAAGAGCUGUUAAUAGUAGCAGAGAUAUGGUGAAUCUCAAAGAGAGGGACUCAAGCCAACAAGGUGUUGGUUCUCCCAUAUUGGACCUGCCUUCACAAUAUGAUGUUAACACUGUAAUGUCACCCUUGGUGUCUCCAGAGAGCCUACCCAAAACCCCAUCAAGUGGUGUGUGUUUCAAAAUAUUCAAUAUUGACUCUCCUGGGACCCCAAGUGGAGAUUUGAAGUCCCCAGUAGUAAGCUCACCUGGUUCUGGAACGCGCUCAUUGUUUGUGCUGGCCAUAAAUAAGGAAUCUCUUUGUUCUUCCUGCAAGAGUUCCUUAAAAAAGGGAGCUAAAAAUCUGUUCCUGUGCUGUUCUUGUAUGUCCCUUAUCGAGCACAUCAAGACAUCAGACCUUUGGGACCAUGCCGGCCUUCCCCAUCCCCAAACUCUAACUCCACAGCCCAUUACCACAGACCCACUGUCUCCAGGUAGCACUUGUGGGAUAGCAAGUGAUAUCAGCAUCGCUUCCCUUGUUGAGCAGUGUGCUAGUCAGUUGUCUUCUAUAAAGAUUAACAUUACUCAAAAGCACUUAAGAUGUGAUAAAAGAAGUGGACUUGUACAUGAGCAAGGGGUGAAAAGGAACACUGAAAACGCUCAGAAAUAUCUAAAGGCGAAGCAGAAGAAAGAGACGAUGGCGAGUCCAGAACAAGGCUUGCAUGAUAGACAUUGCUUGGGUCGGUCCAGAUUUUCGGAGGAGGUACAAAAACCUUCAGUUUUGGAGACUGAGGGACUUGGUUUUGUGACGAAUCAUGGCUCUAAUGAUUUGGUGUUAGAAACUUACAGUGAAUCUGGUGACAUGGUCACAUUUCAAACUCCUAGGCCUACUUCUCUUCCUCUCAUGGCAUCUACUUCCUCAGAGUUUUCUUCAGGAGAAGAUCACCAGGUGAAAAGGACGGAACACAGAAAUGUGGCCAAAAAGAAACAUAGAUCAUCAAGUCAUAAGAAGACUACUGUUAAUAGUGAGAAAUCAGGAUGUUUUGUCCUUCAGGAGGGGAAGGUGGAACGCAGAUGCAGAAUGAAAAAGUGACACCCAGGUGCUGGAUUCCUCUACUGAAGAUGCAUCUUUUCACUUCAUGGCAAUACUGGAAUAGAAAACUUUAAAUACUUUUCAAUACUAAUCUGUUCAGCUGCUGUUGAAAUUGCAUAACCACAUUGAUUUAAAAUUGCUGAAUUGAAAAACUGCAGCUUAGAUAAAAAAAACAGGGCACUGCAACCCCUAAAGACCUCUUUGCAAGAUGAAAACACUGGUCCAGAAGUACUUCCGGUUUUUAUUUAUUUAAGUAUUUUUUAGAUAUUACAUAUUUAAUUAAAUAUUUGUUUAACAUUGUAAAUCUGUAAUAUAUAUAUAUAUAUAUAAAUAUUCUAUCGGUUCUAUUUUGUUCAAAUAUUUGUGUAAGUAUUACUGGAAGUUCUUCUGGAUCAGCAUUGCACUUGCAUUGUUUACAUCAUCUGAAGAGGUCUAUAAAGGAUCUAAAAUCUUCAUUUUGGGGAAUUAUUGUGGAAGAAGUGCCUGACUGGAUCUCAAAAUGUAGUGUCCUUUACUGUAUGUAUUCCAGUUUGGUCUUUGCAUAUUUGUUUGCAAUACUUCUGUUUCUUUUAACGUAAUGGCCUUGGAUGUAGCAUUGUUUUUUUGCAUGUUUUUAAUAUGUCUUUUCACUACUGCACUUUGCAGUGGAUGCAGUGAUUUUUAAACCAUAGACUAAGACAAAAGAUCCAGUAUAGGCUAUAGGACAAGGGCAUACAAUGCAUUAUGCAUUUGUUUGCUUCAUUGUUUUCUUUAUACUCUUAUUGUGACAAAUAGACCUUAUUCUCACAUGCUUUGCAGGUAUUCUCACAGCACGCAUUCAGAAUCAGAAUCAGAAAGAGCUUUAUUGCCAAGUAUGUUUGCACAUACAAGGAAUUUGUUUUGGUGACAGGAGCAUCCAGUACACAGAAUAAGCAACAACACAGAGACCAUCAAACAAUACAAAAAACAGUUACACAUAUGAUUUAAAUAAGGGCCUAUGGGUAUAAAAAUUAAGAAAUACAAUACAGUAAACAUAAGAGUAAAGCUAUAGAGAGUAAAGUUAUGUGUGUAUGUAAAUAUGUACAAGUAAAAAAUAGAAUAGACUAUUUCAGACUAUGGAAUAUAUUCUAGACAGACAGGCUAAGGCAGUGGCAGAGUAUUAAGUAUUCGGUGUAUAAAAUGUGUAUUGUAUUAAAAAUAGGGAUUAAAAAAGCAUGCUUCAGUCAGUGAGUUACUUUUGCAUUGCCUGGCAAUCUAGUGCAGAUUCACAAUUUAUUGCACAGUAGAUCAGUUCCUUUAAAUCCUCUUUACUUAAUUACAGCAUAAGGGUGGAAUUGCAACUGUUUUGUGCUUGUGUAAGGGGAAGUGAUUGUGUCUAAGCAGUUCAGUAGGCUUCAAGGCUUUCUUAGAGUUAUUCUGUUGUAGCUGGGUCAGCAGAGGCACUGAUCUCUGCUGUUGUGUGUGUAUGUGUACUUGAGCAUCGAUGAGCUGAACAUGUAAUUAGGAUUUCAGGGGAAGGGAGGAAGUCAGCAGUUUGACUAAUUUAGUCUAUUAUUAGCACUCGUGCGGAUUAUUUCACAUUUAAAAAAAUGUAUCUGCAUAAUGCAUACUAAAUGGGUACAGAUUAUUUAAGGAUGUACUGUCUUUCUGGAUUCUCUCCAUUUUCGUGCACCUUCAGAAUGUCAUCUAGGGGUAAAUUAAAGAGUGCUAAGGGACUAUGAUAGCAAAGCUUCUUUUGAUAGGGCUCAAGGUCAGUAAUCCUCUUUGUAUUUGUGGCUUGUUAUAUUUCUGAAAACCAUAGCAACAGCACAUGAGAAAUCACUCUGUAUAUUGGCAAUUGUAAAUGGGACUUGUUGUUACUAUUUUAAAAUGGAGAUUUCUUUGUGGUUUGGAUUUUGGGUCUGAAAAAACACCAUUUGACCUUUUUAAUAAUUUAAACAGGAACAGUUAAGCUGAAAAGUAAAUGGAAUUUGAGGACCAUAGUAUGUUUAUAAAUUAAGAAGUCUGGCUCUGUUAAGAAAAAAAUGCAACUGACUCUAAAAAAAAUGUGUUGAUAGACAGAGCAGAUACGUUUACCCAACCUUUAUUGAAACUUUAUCCCAUUUACUAUGUUAUACAAGGUCCCAAGGUGCCACAACAACACUGAUUGUUUCAUAUAGAUUGGUUGCUGUGUUUAAUUUUAACACAUUCUGAUGUAGCUCUCACAAGAUAAUGUAUUCUACUUUAGACUCUAAAAGUCAAUAUAAACUUCUUUCCACUAUACAGUAUGCAAAUAAACUGAUUAAAAGAAAGUAAAUAUGACAAAAAGUGACAGUCAAGACUUUCAUUUGUUUUUAAGCAAUACAGUGGAGCACAGUUUAUUCAGCUCUAAACGGCCUUAAUAUAUAGAAACAUAAUUGUGAUUAAGCAAAAACUUUUAAGUCAGUCUUUACAUUUAUUUCAAGGUAGGUCGUUGUCCAAUGUAAAGGUGUAGGGGAAAAAAAUCUAGAUGUUGUUAUUCCUGCAGGAAAUGCAAUUGACUAUAACUGAAGAUAAUCAUUGAUGAAUUUUGCGUGGCUUGUUUUAAAAGGUAGUCAUGGAUCAUGGAUGAGACGUGAGCAGUGAAUGGUCUUUUGACAUAUUAUUUCCUGUUGUGCUCUCAGUGGAUCUCACAACAGACCGCUGCUAAGUUGCACAUCUGGAAAGUAUAAAAGCAUGUAUUCUCUCCGAAUCACUGGUAACGUCCAACAUUGUGGGGGUCACAGAUCAGCCAAAUAUGCAUUGAGGAAUAUGUUUAUAGUAAGUUAUGAAGUGGUAGAACUCAUCUUGUUUUUGUUGUAUUUACCCUUCAUCAGGAUGAGAAGCUUAGGGUCUCGGUGUGUGUGGUAAUGGCACCAUUUUGCCACUUUGUGGCAGUAUUGACAUUUCAAAAUCUUUGAUUUCAGAGAACUGGCUGUGCAAAAAAUGUGCCUCAAAAUGAACAUCCUUAUUCCUUGAUCAUAAUUAGACUCUCUUAUCUACAUUAUCUUUCAUUAAAGCAAUUUUAUGAUACUUUAUGAAUUUUCCCAUCAACUGUUUUCCAGACAUUUAGGCUUGUGGCCAAGUGAAAGGGAUUCAUGUUAGCUUUGACUGGUCUAUAAAUUAUCAGUGUGCGCCUGGGAGUGUAAAGUCACUACAGAGCAGAUGCGUAGAGCUGGCUGACGGUUGCCCAUUGAGAGAGGUGAUGGUGAACAGGACUCUGUUCUCUUUUCUGGCUUAGGGAAUAAGCCUCAUGUUGUUAGUUUGGUUGCAUGACUCUACUGAUGAUUUUGCCUGAUGGGACACAAUGGGGGACUAUGUCAACAUUGAGGAGUGGAAUUAGCUUUGCGUAAAGGAUGCUGUGUUUAAAGUGAUAGUUCAACCCAAUAUACCUGUAUAAAUUAUAUAGAAAUAUUUGGAAGAAUGUUUGUAAUUUUCAGUUCUGGGACAUCAUUGACAACCAUGGUGGUAAAAAUUAGUAAAAGGUGCCCCACAACUUCCUGUUUUCAACAGAACAAAAUAAUAUACUAUAUUUUUUCGUAUGGUAUUGCAUGAUAUCCCUGAACUAAAAAAAUUGCCAACGUUCUUCCAAAUCCCUUUCUCUGUGUUCAUCGGAACAAACAAAAAAAUACAGUUUGAAACAACCUAGGGGUGGAAAAACAAUGACAGAAUUUUCAUUUUUGGGUGAACUGUCCCUUUAAGGGACUAGACAGCAUGAAAGCCAUGAGAGCUUGUGUAUAGAUGAUAAAUGUUUUGCAAUCUGCCGCUACUCCAAAUAGUUGUCAACGACAAUCUGUUACAAUGUUGAUCAUGAAUCGAUUAUAUAAAGAGUGAAAGAUAGAUUGACAUUUCUUGAUUUAAAUGUAAAACAUCUUGCAUACUUUGUUUUAUUAAAAAAGGAACCAAUAAUCUUGUUUUAAAUGUUCAUGUACACAUUCUGAUUUUGUAGAUUCUGUCUGAUUUAGCCUUGCUAUGUUAUUCUGUGUGCUAUAGCUCUGCCCUCAGGGCAGCUGCACUUGUGUACCAGUUGUCUAUCUUUCAUCCUUUAAGAAUUCUGACAGCUUUGCUCAUUUUACUGUCAACUCAGCAAAACUCAGCCAGGAACUACAACAGGUCUGUCAAUCUGUUUCUUGGAAAAGUGACAUUUGUCUGAAACCUGUCGUAUCAGUGUUUUCCCUCCAUGGUCAUUUUGCUAUCAUAGCUAUUUUCUCUUUUGCAACUUUUUUGCAAGUGUUUUGUUUUUAAAGCCAGGAAUAACUUCAAUAACAGUGCAUCACUGUCCAUGAGAUAUUUUGUCUUAUUACAGAAGUCUGUGAAUGUACAUUGUUGGGAGUGGUUUAGGUUGCUUUUCUAUAUCAAAAUUAUUUGACAAGCUCUAUGAAAAGUUCUUAGCUAGAUUUUGAAGGAGACAGCUGGAGACAUAGCAAUGGUAUAAACUUUGCAUUUUUAUUCGUUCAGCUAUUAGAGUUCAAAACAGAGACGGAUAAUGUGUAUCAGAAUAAAUUAGGAGAAGUAGUCCUUUGAAAGAGCGCCUCUGAUCUGGCUGAUGUGACCGGAAUUGGUUAUCACAACUAAAAAAGGGACCAUUCAUACAUAUAGUAGGCCUCCUCACAAAGCAGGCAGGUGGCACUUUUACUUGUCGUCUUUGUCUUCUUUGGAAUGUAAUUCUGCCAGUUCUGCCCUGUUUUUAUAUACUCAACGGAGACAGUCCGACCACUGUGUAGAGUUGCUACGUAUUGAGUGAAAUUCUUAUAAAUACAUGCCCUUAUAUAGCCCAGGUAUUAGUUUGUCUGGUCAUUUUUCCAUUACAAGCAAAGUGUAGCAUAAUUUUUUCAUGUCUGCAUUUGUAUCGGUAUGUUUAUAUCCAUGUUUAAGCAGACACCAGUGAAUAUUAAGCAUAACCUUUUUCAAUUAAUAAUAUUAACAGGUAUUUAUGUGAAAAGAAAGUAGGAUAUUCUACUCUUGAGUAUUUGAAUACCGAAGGAACCAGUGGAGGAGGUAUGUGUACAUUAUAUACAAUAAUAUUUAUUUACCAAAAUUUGUAUAUAUCUAUUUAAAAUAUGCACUUUCUGUUUAGUAGGCUAUCUGUCUGUUCUGUAUUUUUGCACAAAUGUAAUAUUACUUUUCAGGAUGACAAUUCAAAAUAAAAGAAUUAGAUAGCAAAAUGUAAAAAGAACUUUACAAUAUGUUUAUGAGUAAUUGAAAAAUGUAAACAAUGUUCUUUAUAAAGUCCAGAUUUAGUUGGAAUGCAUAUUA
Triplophysa dalaica is the source of this 8138-nucleotide messenger RNA. RefSeq names its product APC membrane recruitment protein 3 (gene amer3). Gene Ontology annotation, biological process: regulation of canonical Wnt signaling pathway. NCBI's taxonomy places the organism in Eukaryota, Metazoa, Chordata, Actinopteri, Cypriniformes, Nemacheilidae. Gene Ontology annotation, molecular function: beta-catenin binding; phosphatidylinositol-4,5-bisphosphate binding. Bases 192 to 2906 code for a protein of 904 amino acids. Gene Ontology annotation, cellular component: plasma membrane. The record is from RefSeq and is a predicted model, not a curated record. The transcript has 2 exons.